This is a messenger RNA of Coregonus sp. 'balchen', 562 nucleotides long. The record is from the annotation of a GenBank genome assembly. NCBI's taxonomy places the organism in Eukaryota, Metazoa, Chordata, Actinopteri, Salmoniformes, Salmonidae.
AUGGAGGCGCUGGAGGUUUUGGGGGGCUACCCGACCAAGUCCUCUAACCCUCGAACACGAAUGGUCAGUGUUCUACUGAGUAUGACGGUUGUUAUGGGAUGUUUAUUAAUGCUACAUAGUUUUCUCAAAAUCGGCAAGUCGCGGAAGCCGCAAGAUUUCUACUCUUUUGAGAUGAAGGACGCCAAAGGGAGAAGCGUUUCUCUGGAGCGAUACCGAAGCAAAGUAAGUACACAUCAGUAAAACUCAGCAAGUAAACUAACUGAACUUUGUGUAGGCGUACUGAUGAUUUUGAUGGUUUCUGUGAUUUAGCACGUUUUCCCCCCAAAAAGUAUAAUAUUUAGGCCUAAUGUUUACUUUUCUCUGGUUGUCAACGUGGCGAGCCACAGAGAAGAACUAUCACUCUCUGCGAGAGCUGCACCGCGAACUGGGGACGUCCCAUUUCAACGCGCUGGCUUUUCCCUGCGGCCAGUUCGGGAAGACCGAGAUGGGGGCCAGCCGGGACAUUGAGGCCUACGCCAAGAACACCUAUGAUGUCACCUUCCCCAUCUUCAGUAAGAUCUAA